AAGCGCAAUAGCACGCCGAGAAGCUGCGCAUGCGCAUUAUCGCGCCCGAGAGCGCGGCGUCUCUGAAGGGCUGCAGGGAGAAAUCGUGUUUGUUUGUUUAUCCAUUUAUUUGUUUGUUGUUGCUUUUAGUGUCAGGGAAAUUCCGGUUCUUGUUGGGAUCAGAGAGCGUGUCUUGGACUAAGAUGGAAAAUGAAGAUGGGACAAUGCCGAAGAGCCAGGACUCGGUAGUAAAAAGGUCGGGACGAACAACUCUGUUGGACAGUGGGGAAGAUUUUGAGAUGCUAGAGGACGGAGUUGAUGAUGGAGUGGAUGAUGAUCCUCCCCCUUUAGAAGAUGCUGAUGAUGGAAAGAAAGAAAGUCAUCAGGCAGAUAAAAUGGUGAAGGAAACCACAGAGCCCGGUCAGACCACACCCCUGGAAGAAUGGCUGAAUGUCUUGGGAAACGGGCAGCUGAGGAAGAAAGUUUUAGAAGUGGGGUCCGGUCUUGACACUAAACCUCAGAGGGGACAAACAGUCACUAUUAAUCUCAAAACCACCCUGACUGAUGGAACAAUUGUAGAUGAGGAGUCCAACAAGUCCUUCACGCUUGGUGAUGGUGAUGUCAUUCAGGCAUUGGAUCUCACUGUGCAGCUGAUGGAGAUGGGUGAAAAGGCUCGGAUUGAAACAAGUGCCAAAUACGCAUACGGAGCACUGGGGAGCAUUUCUGCUCCUGCUGUGCCCCCGAAUGCUGAUUUGAUCCUGGAGGUUCAUCUCCUGUCUGCUGUUGAAGCCCCUGACCUGGAGCUCCUGCCCCCCUCUGAGAGGAUCAGUCUGGCAAGCAAGAAACGAGAGCAGGGCAAUGUUCACUACCAGCGUGGAGAUUACGCUUUCGCUAUUAACUCCUACGGGAUCGCCCUGCAGAUAACAGAAGCAAGUUCUAAAGUGGACAUCAGCCCACAGGAAGAAGAGGAAGUGCUGGAUGUGAAGUUGAAAUGUCUAAACAACAUGGCGGCCGCUCAGCUCAAGCUGGACCACUACGACGCUGCACUGCGCUCCUGCGUCUCUGUUUUAGCUUACCAGCCUGAUAAUAUCAAAGCGUUGUUUCGUCAGGGCAAGGUUCUGGCACUACAAGGAGAGUACGCUGAUGCAAUUAAAAGUUUGAAAAGAGCUUUGAAGUUGGAUCCAAGUAACAAGACCAUCCACGCAGAGCUGUCGAAGCUGGUGAAGAAACACUCGGAGCAGAGGGGCGCUGAGCAGGCGAUGUACAAGAAGAUGCUUGGAAACCCACCUGACAUCAACACUGUACAAAAAGCCCAGGCCAAAUCCCCAUGGAGUAUAAGCUGGAAGUGGUUGUUUGGUGCUACUGCAGUUGCUAUUGGAGGCGUGGCCUUGUCCGUGGUCAUCGCUGCUAGGAAUUAAAUCCGCGCGUUCCGGAUGCUAGAAUAAACGUGAUUUUAGGUACGCUAUUGUCCGUUUAUAGUACUUUCUGUUUUCUGUCACAGAAUGUAAUGUUAAUUAUUAGCAAAGGUUUCUUUCAGUGCAUGAAAUGUGAGAAAAUGCUGAUCUAUGAACUGAUAAAUUAUUACAUCUCUACAUUAGCAAACUUGCCAUUUUGUUGUGAAAAUGAAGCAGUUAAUCUAUACCUUCAUCAUGGUUAAAGCCUCCAGUGCGUAACCUCGUCUGUACAUUUACACCUCCUUGGCUGCCGGUUAUGUUUUACGAAUCAGCGGUCGCCAAAACGUAUGCUGCUAGCUUGUAUUCCUACAUGGCUCAACUCUAAGCAAUUACAUGUGCAACCAUAGACUGAUAUUUGCUUGUUGCAGUUUUCUUCUGUGUUUAACCAUCCAGUCCACUGUCUAUUUAUUUGGGCUUUAUUGCAUUUAGCAGCAACCUCACCUUAAAAACUUUGACCAAACACUGUAUGGAUUUUACAGGAAGAAAAAAAAAAAGUCCAACUUAAUCAAAUAACACUUUAUUGAUUUCUUUUUUUUGUCUGAAUAUGUAAAUGGUAUUUAUUUUAAAUAUUUCACUUCCUUUUCUAAUAAUAUAUAUAAACAGCUUGGUUCCUCGUUUGGUUUUGAAACUAACAUUCCUGAUAUUUCUUUGAUUUUUGAAAUAAACUUUUGCACAUUUAGUUUAUUCCCCUGUGGUGUUCCAUGACAA
Silurus meridionalis is the source of this 2141-nucleotide messenger RNA. It is a transcript of the gene fkbp8, whose product is annotated as FKBP prolyl isomerase 8. The record is from RefSeq and is a predicted model, not a curated record. Bases 30 to 1397 code for a protein of 455 amino acids. The transcript is spliced from 9 exons. NCBI's taxonomy places the organism in Eukaryota, Metazoa, Chordata, Actinopteri, Siluriformes, Siluridae. Gene Ontology annotation, molecular function: protein binding; peptidyl-prolyl cis-trans isomerase activity.